Molecule: messenger RNA, 1204 nt
Organism: Botrytis cinerea B05.10
Lineage: Eukaryota; Fungi; Ascomycota; Leotiomycetes; Helotiales; Sclerotiniaceae
Gene: Bcpup1
Product: Bcpup1
Exons: 3
Coding region: 167-991 (274 amino acids)
Cellular component (GO): proteasome core complex
Molecular function (GO): threonine-type endopeptidase activity
Source: RefSeq, a predicted model, not a curated record
GCGACAGCAACCUGGGAUUAUCAAGGUCCCGUCUGAAGCUCAGCAAAACAAUCAUUUCAACACAUUUACUAACACCUUCGAUUUCUCCCAAAAUUCUAUUCCAUUUCCACCCAUUCCAAUACCCAAGUCCCACACAUAAUCCCGCUCAUUGAGCUUUGUUGAUACAAUGCCUGGUUUCGACUUCUCCAACCAUACUCGCAAUGCUGCCCUACACGCCAGAGGUGUUCCAUUACCAAAAGCUACAAGCACCGGAACUACAAUUGUAGGAUGCAUCUUUGAAGGAGGCGUAGUUAUCGCAGCAGAUACCAGAGCUACCAGCGGACCCAUAGUAGCAGACAAGAAUUGCGAGAAACUUCAUUACAUUGCUCCUCAGAUCUGGUGUGCAGGUGCAGGUACAGCUGCCGACACCGAAUUCACAACCGCCCUCAUCUCUUCACAACUCGAGCUCCACUCGUUAUCAACAGGUCGCAAACCUCGAGUCGUCACUUGCAUGACCAUGCUUAAACAACACUUGUUCAGACACCAAGGACACAUUGGAGCAUAUCUUGUGGUGGCAGGUGUUGACCCUACAGGUGUUGGAUUGUUCACAGUACAUGCGCACGGAAGUACGGACAAGUUGCCAUAUGUUACCAUGGGAAGUGGUUCACUUGCUGCGAUGUCUGUGUUUGAGACACAAUGGAAAUCUAAGAUGACAGAGGAUGAGGCUGUUCAGUUGGCAUCAAAUGCUAUUCAAGCUGGUAUCUUUAACGAUUUGGGUUCCGGAUCGAACGUGGAUGUGGCAAUUAUCACAAAAGAUAAGACAACACUGAAGAGAGGUUUCGUCAAGCCAAAUGAGAGAAGCAAAAAGCAGAAGAGUUAUGUUUUCCCUAGAGGAACCACGGCCGUUCUCAACGAAAAGAUCAUUACAAGGGAGGAGAUCAGUAAAUAUGUCACAGUACAUGAGAUUGAAGGCGAGGCUGCGUUAGGGGAGAAAAUGGACAUCGAUGCUUGAGGAUGGAAAGGUUGUCUAGGACGGGGUCUCUACUUGUAUCAAAAGACUAAAUUCAAGGAAAGGCGCAUCACAAAUAUCAUGUAGCUUGAGGAGAAUGCGUUGACGUUAUAAUGAAAUAUACGAUGGGAGCUAAGGCUUCAUCAUACUCAACCGGUUUUUUUAUAUUGAUGAUUCCAAUUGUAGUUUAAGGUGACAGACAAUGGACUGGUACCA